UGCGUUUAUUGUUUAAAAAUGGAAAAAAAAAUUGGAGAAGUAUAGGGAAGAAAGGAAAGUCACCCCACUUCUAGAGAAAACCGUUGAAAAUAUUUUGGUCUAUUUCCUGCCUUUUUCCUGCACACACUUUGGCGCCUUAAAUUGGGAUCCUCAGGACUGCCCCCCAACUUUGGCCCUGUGCAGGAAGGGUCCCCAGGGUCAUCCCCCCGCUAUGCGCUCGAACUCUGCCAGGACAGACACUCGAGGGUCGGGCCAUAUGCGGGGGGGGGCGGGCUAUGAGGCGAGCGCUGGGCCACCGGGGCAAUGCCGAGAGGCGGGGACACAGCGGGGACGCGGCGGCGGCUCCGCCCGGGCCGGCGCUGCCGGGGUCCAGGUGCCCGCAGAACAGCCUGGUGUGCAGCAGGUGCGGUGGCGAAGCUCGCAGGUAGGCGCCCGGCCCGUCCCCACGCCCGCAUUGGCUCCGCCCCGUCACCGCAAGGCGCGCCGAUCCCCGCGUGUCGUGGUCAGGGACUCCGGGGCCGCUUGGGGCACACACUGACGGGGGCAGAGUGGGCUAGGCCCCAGGGUGCGGGGGCUCAGGCAGCCCUUUCCCCCGCUCCCCGGCCCGGCCACAGCGCAGCUUCCGGCUGGGAUGGCCCCCAGGUCCUGUGGAGCCUGCCCCGGGAAGGCGACGGCAUGAGGGGGAGAUGUCUCCGCCCCUGUGUCCCCUCCUCUCGGCCUUCUUCAGACCUGCCCUCUUUGGAGGUCGCCUCCUGCAUCCCCCAGGAAUGGGUGGGGAGAGAGAAUCACAGUCCUGGACUGGGGGGCGAGGACCCCAGGGUCCCAGGUGGGGGGCUGUCGCCACGCUGGGGGUUAGCUUUGAGAACUCUGGGGUCCAGGUGUCGUGGGAAUGACAGGUGGUCUGAUUAGGGGGCAGGGCGCCCCCAUGGGGAGGGAGGCCAGUCUUGUGGAGAGCAUAGUGCCAGCAGGAGGGCCUGUUAAGCUAGACUCUGGGCUUGUUCCUGACAAGGGCCACAGAAGGCAUCGUGGCCCACGCGGGACCCUGCACCUGCACCCCUUGGAGCCUGGUACCGGUGGGCGGGGCUGCAGGCAGGGAGGGAGGAGCUCACCCGCCUGCCAGCUGGCUGGAAGCAGGGCCCAGAGGCCCAGACUCAGAGGCUAAAGACUUAGCCGGGAUUGGCUGAUACUCCCACUGGCCCAGCCCGGUCCGCCCGGUCUCCAGGCCCCGACUCCAGGACCUGUUCAGCUUCUCGGCAGCUGACCAUUCUCUCACCCAAGCCCCUACCUCCUCAUUUUCCAUCACAAGAUCUAUAGCUGCCCCCCCCCUCCCCCAGCACAUCCUCUCCUGCACCGGCUGACUCCCUGGGUGGCCCUGAGCCUGCAGGCUCCACCCAUGCCACCUCGCGCCAGCCCCACCACCUGCAAUUGGGCCACACCUCCCCCAGCUGCCCCUCCUCUCUGGGCCUCCACCUUCCCAUGGGGGCAGGGAGGCUCCUCUGCUCCCCACCGCUCCAGCUUAGCCCUCAGCCACCCUUGCCCCUCACCCUCUCUGCCUCCGCUUCUCCUCUCCCCUCAUUUCUCAGCUCUGCUCAGGCCGACUUCUUCUUGGCUUCACAGCGCCCAAGGCUGAGACCCCCGCCAUGGCCAGCCCCGGGAAGCCUGGGGCUGGGGAGGCCCAGGAGGAGGAGGGGUGGGACGAGGGGCGCGGCCCAGGGCCACUGGCAGCGACACUGGAGCAGGCCCAGGAGCUGUUUCUGCUGUGCGACAAGGAGGCCAAGGGCUUCAUCACCCGGCACGACCUGCAGGGCCUGCAGAGCGACCUGCCCCUCACGCCCGAACAGCUGGAGGCUGUGUUCGAAAGUCUGGACCAGGCGCACACCGGCUUCCUCACCGCUCGGGAGUUCUGCCUUGGCCUGGGGAAGUUGGUGGGGGUGGAGCCUGCCCCGGGUGCUCUGCCCUCCCGGGCUCCAGAGGAAACCUUCGAGGCGGGCUGGUCGGAUGUGCAAGGCACCAGGGGCUCCCUGGAGGAGGAGGACGAGGAGGAGGAGGAGGAGGAGGAGGAGGAGAGAUUCUGCUCUGCACUGGUGCAGCUGGGGGUGGCCCGGGUCCUGGGCGAGCAGCGGGCAAUUCGGACGCUCUGGACCCAGCUGCAGCGUGAGCGACCCGAACUGCUGGGCUCCUUCGAGGACGUUCUGAUGCGGGCGUCGGCCUGCCUGGAGGAAGCGGCCCGAGAGCGGGAGGGCCUGGAGCAGGCGCUGCGGCGGCGGGAGAGCGAGCACGAGAGGGAGGUGCGAUGUCUGUACGAAGAUAUGGAGCAGCAACUUCGCGAGCAGCGCCAGCGCCUGCGGAGUCAGGACGUCCCCCGGGAGGAGCGGAGAGGCCGCCUAGAGCUGGAGCUGCAGAGUCGCGAGAAGGAGCUGGAACGCGCGGGGCUGCGGCAGCGGGAGGUGAGCGGCUGCCGGGCGGUCCCGGCCGGGAGGCGUGCACAGCGGUCCAGCCCAGGCCCCAUCCUCACCGUCCCCCAUGCACUCCUCGGCGUCCUUGAGGCCCUUGGGCCUAUGUUCCCAGCCCCGGAAUUGUUGGGAGUCAGGGGCAAACGCAGCAUCCCGGGGACGUGGGGGGGUUCUCUCCAGCCUCGAUCCCCCCACACCCCAGUUGGAACAGCAGCUGCAGGCCCGGACCACCGAGCAGCUGGAGGCGCAGGCGCAGAACGCCCAGCUGUGGCUGGCCAACGAGGCGCUGCGGGCGCAACUGGAAGGGGCGCAAGAGCAGCUCCGCAGACUGGAGAGCGACUUGCUGGGCCGUCGGGAGCAAACCCAACGGUGCCGGGGCGGGGGGGGGUGGGGGGCGGGGCGGGGCGGGGUGGGGGCGGGCCCUCAGGGGCGGACCCCGAGAAGGGUCGCGCUUGGAGCUCAGGGCUUCCAUCCCACCCUGUCCCAGCCCCGCCUCCAGGGUCUCCGUGGGGCAGGGUCCUCCAGGGGGUCGUGGGGCACCCCGAGGAGCCUCCCUGCACCCAAAUCACCACCUCCGUCCUGCAGAGACGUGGUCGCGGUCUCGAGGAACAUGCAGAAAGAGAAGCUCAGCCUCCUGCGGCAACUGGAACUGCUCAGGAAUGCUGCCUCUUGAGACCUCUCAGAGCCCUUGGACUCCUAUUCCUCAGGGAGCUGAACACGAGGCUACGAGACGAGAAGGACGUCUGUGAGGCCAAGCGGCUGGGCAGUGGCCACAGGAAGGCUCUGACCACGGCCCCGCUGCUGGGGCCCGCCUGCUGCUGCUGCUGUUGUAGUAGCAGCUGGGCUCGCCCCCCCAGACGCGGCUCUGGCCACCUUCCCAGUGCCCGCUGACCAGCCCGAGUGACUCACUGGGCGUUACUUGGUUACUCGGAGAAGCUGCCCCUUGAAGGCGACUCCUCGUGGCUGGGGGCUGCCCAUCCAGGACGUGGGCUCUACCCAGUAGGCUGCCUGGCCUGCCUGACUUGCAGACGUGAAGGAACUAAUCCUGGGUGGCCAGGGUCUCACUGUGCCUCCCUGCCAGUCCUCACCCUACCCCCAUCCCAUCAAAACCAGCAGAAAACCCCCUCUUCCAAAUAAAGUCCACUGACU
Molecule: messenger RNA, 3602 nt
Organism: Eubalaena glacialis (North Atlantic right whale)
Lineage: Eukaryota; Metazoa; Chordata; Mammalia; Artiodactyla; Balaenidae
Gene: CRACR2B
Product: calcium release activated channel regulator 2B
Exons: 8
Coding region: 1641-3344 (567 amino acids)
Molecular function (GO): calcium ion binding
Source: RefSeq, a predicted model, not a curated record